Cooperia oncophora is the source of this 219-nucleotide messenger RNA. The record is from the annotation of a GenBank genome assembly. NCBI's taxonomy places the organism in Eukaryota, Metazoa, Nematoda, Chromadorea, Rhabditida, Trichostrongylidae.
AUGCUUACAAUUAGACGAUCAGAGCUCAACUUCUGCGCUGCAGCUACGCUGCGGAGGCGCUCUUAUCUCAGAGAACGUGCGCAGUCAGCUGAUUCGCGAACGUCCAAAGGGAAUGGAACGACGAAAGGUCGGCGACGAUCGAUUGAGCGACCAAGAAUGUUCAGUGGAAUAAAGCCAAGUCGUCUAAUGCAUCCCCACAAGCUCAUCUCGAAUUAUUGA